Molecule: messenger RNA, 1042 nt
Organism: Callithrix jacchus (white-tufted-ear marmoset)
Lineage: Eukaryota; Metazoa; Chordata; Mammalia; Primates; Cebidae
Gene: EDA2R
Product: ectodysplasin A2 receptor
Biological process (GO): positive regulation of JNK cascade; positive regulation of canonical NF-kappaB signal transduction; tumor necrosis factor-mediated signaling pathway
Cellular component (GO): plasma membrane
Molecular function (GO): protein binding; tumor necrosis factor receptor activity
Source: RefSeq, a predicted model, not a curated record
AGUAGUCCAAUAGCUGCUCUAGGAACUUCACUGGGGAGGAAGAGGUAAGCUUACCCUGAAAGGAGGAUUUGGGCUGUUGAAGCUACACGUGGAUGUGAAAUGAGUCAAGCGGAAUCUUGAUUACAAGGAAUUUCAUCCACUCCUUCCCACCAUGGAUUGCCAAGAAAAUGAAUACUUGGACCAAUGGGGACGGUGUGUCACCUGCCAGCAGUGUGGUCCUGGACAGGAGCUAUCCAAGGAUUGUGGUUAUGGAGAGGGUGGAGAUGCAUACUGCACAGCCUGCCCUCCUCACAGGUACAAAAGCAGCUGGGGCCACCACAGAUGUCAAACUUGCAUUACCUGUGCUGUCAUCAAUCGUGUUCAGAAGUUCAACUGCACAGCUACCUCUAAUGCUGUCUGUGGAGACUGUCUGCCCAGGUUCUACCGAAAGACACGCAUUGGAGGCCUGCAGGACCAAGAGUGCAUCCCGUGCACGAAGCAGACCCCCACCUCUGAGGUUCAAUGUGCCUUUCAGUUGAGCUUAGUGGAGGCAGAUGAACCCACAGUGCCCCCUCAGGAGGCCACACUUGUUGCACUGGUGAGCAGCCUGCUGGUGGUAUUUACCCUGGCCUUCCUGGGGCUCUUCUUCCUCUACUGCAAGCAGUUCUUCAACAGACAUUGCCAGCGUGGAGGUUCGCUGCAAUUUGAGGCUGAUAAGGCAGCAGAGGAAGAAUCUCUCUUCCCCAUGCCACCCAGCAAGGAGACCAGUCCUGAGUCCCAAGUGAGUGAGAGCAUCUUUCAGACGCAGCCACUUAACCCUAUCCUCGAGGACGACUGCAGCUCGACUGGUGGCUUUCCCACACAGGAGUCCUUUACCAUGGCCUCCUGCGCCUCAGAGAGCCACUCCCACUGGGUCCACAACCCCAUCGAAUGCACAGAGCUGGACCUGCAAAAGUUUUCCAGCUCUGCCUCCUAUACUGGAGCUGAGAUUGGGGGAAACACAGCUGAAAGCACAGGAGACAGGCUGGAGCUCAAUGUGCCCUUUGAAGUUCCCAGCCCUUAA